Molecule: messenger RNA, 3303 nt
Organism: Gossypium raimondii (Peruvian cotton)
Lineage: Eukaryota; Viridiplantae; Streptophyta; Magnoliopsida; Malvales; Malvaceae
Product: probable LRR receptor-like serine/threonine-protein kinase At2g24230
Exons: 2
Coding region: 516-3077 (853 amino acids)
Biological process (GO): protein phosphorylation
Molecular function (GO): ATP binding; protein kinase activity; protein binding
Source: RefSeq, a predicted model, not a curated record
AGCUCAACUUCUGACAGUUUACAAACUUCCAUUUUCUUUCCCCUUCCCAAUAUCUCUCCAUGCCUCUGCUUCUCUCUCAUUUUCAAAACAUUGUUCUUGUAUUGUUCUUUGAGUAGUAAAAAUAUUGUUUUUCGAGGUAAAACUAAACAAAAAAGAUAUAAUUUUGAUUUGAAAAGGAAAGGAGUUGUUUAUGCUAUACAAUUGACAAGAAAAUUCACUUUGGUUUGUUUGUUUUAUUGGCUUAUAUAUGCUUGCAAAGUCUGACAAAGGUACUGUUUUGGGAUUUUCUGGUCAUAACAAGAGCCUCUACCAAGUCUGCUCAACAGUUGUUCUUGUUGGAGGUAUUGCCCUUUAGUGGGGCUUUGCUGAAUUUGGUAAAAAAUAAAAUGUUGUCUUAGAAAACUAGUCAUGAUAUGGUGGUGGUGAUUUGAAGUUUAAAGAUAAAAAGAUUGAGUAGGUUAAAAAGUGGUGCCUUUUUGGUUUUGUUUAUUAAAGUUUUAAACCUUUUGGCUUAAAUGGCUUUUGGUUUCUUUGGUUCUUUACUAAUUCUAUCACUCUUGUUCAAGCACUUUACUUGUCAACUACCCAAUACAGAUGAGUUUUAUGUCUCUAAUUUCUUGAAGAAAAUGGGGUUAAACUCUUCCAUGUCCUACAACUUCUCUGGUUCUGUUUGUUCAUGGAAAGGGAUGCACUGUGAUACCAAGAAGGAGAAUUUAAUUGGGUUAAAAGCUUCAAGUUUAGGCCUUUCUGGUAUCAUACCUGAUACCACCAUUGGAAAGCUAGCUAAGCUUCAGUCUUUGGAUCUUAGCAAUAACAAAAUCACUGCUUUGCCUUCAGAUAUAUGGAGUUUAGGCUCACUCAAGUGGCUUAACCUAUCUUCAAACCAGAUUUCAGGGUCUCUUCCUAACAAUGUUGGCAACUUUGGUCUGCUUGAAGUUAUUGAUCUUUCUGGCAAUAAUUUCUCUGGGGAAAUCCCUGCAACUAUAACCUCUUUACUUAGUUUGCAAGUUCUUAACCUUGCUGGAAAUGGAUUUGAAUGGAGCAUUCCAAGAGGAAUUCUGAAUUGUAAGGCUUUGGUUUCGGUCGACCUCUCCUCAAAUCGCCUAAAUGGUUCAUUGCCUGAUGGUUUUGGCGCAGCAUUCCCUAAGCUCAAAACUUUGAACCUUGCUAGAAAUGAAAUUCAUGGCCUGGACACAGAUUUUGCAGAACUGAUGUCUCUUACAAGCCUUAACAUUUCCAGGAACUUGUUUAAGGGUUCAGUUAUGGGUGUGUUUCAAGGGCAGCUGAAGGAGAUUGACCUAAGCAUGAACCAGUUUCAAGGUCACAUUUCUAAGGUACAAUUCAACUCUACUUACAAGUGGUCUCAUUUGGUUUAUCUAGACUUGUCUGAAAACCAGCUUAGUGGAGAAAUUUCCUUAAAUCUAAGUCAAGCUCAGAACCUUAGACAUCUUAACCUUGCAUAUAACAGAUUUGCUAUACAGAAAUUCCCUAGAAUUGAAAUGCUUUUGGGAUUAGAGUAUCUCAAUCUGUCUAAAACCAACCUCAUUGGCCACAUUCCUGGUGAAAUUUCACAACUGAGUAUUUUACACACACUUGAUGUUUCAUCCAACCGUCUUAGUGGCCAAAUUCCAUCAUUGGCUAACAAAAGCCUGAAAGUUCUUGAUGUUUCACACAACAAUUUGAGUGGAGAAAUCCCUGUUUCUCUCUUGGAAAAACUCCCAUUAAUGGAGAGAUACAACUUCUCUUACAACAACUUAACCCUCUGUGCUUUGGGGUUCUCCCCCGAGACCUUCAAAACAGCCUUUUAUGGCUCAUCAAACAGUUGUCCUAUUGCUGCAAAUCCUGUCCUUAUCGAAAGAAGCGGUAAUGGACAUAAAGGGUUAAAGCUUGCCUUAGCUUUAACCCUCUCCACGGUCUGCUUGCUUGCUGGGUUGCUAAUCCUAGCCUUUGGUUGUAGAAGGAAAUCCAGGAAAUGGGUUGUUAAGCAACCUUCAUAUAAAGAGGAACAACAUAUUUCAGGUCCUUUUUCCUUCCAAACCGACUCCACCACAUGGGUGGCUGAUGUCAAGCAGGCAACAUCUGUCCCGGUUGUGAUAUUUGAGAAGCCACUACUAAAUAUCACAUUCGCAGACCUCUUGUCUGCAACUUCGAAUUUCGAUCGAGGGACAUUACUAGCAGAAGGGAAAUUCGGGCCUGUUUAUCGAGGAUUUCUGCCUGGUGGAAUUCAUGUAGCUGUUAAAGUUUUGGUUCAUGGAUCAACAUUGACAGACCAAGAAGCUGCAAGAGAGCUUGAGUAUCUUGGUCGAAUCAAACACCCCAACCUUGUUCCUUUAACCGGAUAUUGCUUGGCUGGGGAUCAAAGGAUUGCUAUUUACGAUUACAUGGAGAAUGGGAACUUUCAGAAUUUGCUACAUGACUUGCCACUUGGUGUUCAGGCAACAGAGGAUUGGAGCAAUGAUACAUGGGUAGAAGACAACAAUGGCAUACAAAAUGUUGGCUCUGAAGGGUUAUUAACAACCUGGGCAUUUCGACACAAAAUAGCCCUUGGUACUGCACGAGCACUUGCAUUUCUCCAUCAUGGCUGCUCGCCCCCGAUAAUCCAUAGAGAUGUUAAAGCUAGUAGUGUUUAUCUUGACUUAAAUUUGGAGCCUAGAUUAUCUGAUUUUGGAUUGGCCAAGAUUUUUGGAACUGAUCUAGAGGAUGAAAUUGCACGGAGUUCGCCUGGAUAUGUGCCGCCAGAAUUCUCUCAACCCGAAUGUCAUGCCUCCACACCAAAAUCCGACAUAUAUUGCUUCGGCGUUGUUCUGUUUGAGCUUAUCACAGGGAGAAAGCCAAUCGGAGAUGAUUAUCCAGAGGAGCAAGAAACUAAUUUAGUGAGUUGGGUUAGAGGAUUGGUGAGAAAGAAUCAAGGAUCAAAGGCAAUUGACCCUAAAAUCUGUGAUACCGGACCUGAUUACCAAAUGGAAGAGGCUCUCAAGAUUGGAUAUCUCUGCACAGCUGAUAUUCCUAGCAAGCGACCGAGCAUGCAACAAAUUGUUGGCCUUCUCAAGGAUAUUGAACCAAGAACUUCUCUAUGAAAAAUGAAACAACUAUGUUUGCCUCUUUUUUACUGCUUCUACCUUUUUUUUUUACCAUGAGUUUUUGCUUAUGCCACCAUGGGAGAGGAUGUAGAGUAGCUGUUAAAUUGUGUCUUGGAAUCUCAUAUCUUUGUCUUUUACCUUUCCAUUGUUGGCAUCAUAGUUAUAAUACACAAGUUUGAUCCUUGAAACUUUCAAAUAGAAUUCUCGUUUCAAGUUUUCUUAU